ACCUCUUUCUGUUGGGAGGGUGAGCAGUCUCCUUCCACUUGUUAGAGGCUUGGUCACAUAGAGGAGGGGGCUCUAAUACUUUGUCUGCUCUUCAUCCAAACACUUGAUAGCAGAAUUCCAGACUGCAAAACUGAAGCCUAGCCAGCUAGAGACGUGCAUGCGAUUUAACAAAAAAUGGCUCAUUGGCGUCACCUGAUCAUUUUAUGCCUGGUGAUAUAUGCAAGAGAAGUACUCACUCAGAAUUCAACAGCUUCAAAUUCCCCGAAUGUCACAGUUUUACCUCCUGGUUGUGGUCAAGAUGUGAAGUGGAUUUUCUUUUUCUUAUGCGAUUUGGAAGCUGCCUGGGGUAUUAUCCUAGAAUCUGUGGCAGCUUUGGGUAUUUUUGUUACACUAAUCUUAAUAUUACUAUGUAUAGCCCUUUCUGCUUCAGUUUCUCAAGAUGAACGCAAAGGUGCCUUAGCUCUAAAUUUUCUUUUUCUUACUGGAGUUUUUGGAUUAUUUUCUUUAGUGUUUGCCUUUAUCAUCGCACCUAAUUCCACAGUCUGCAUAAUCCGCAGAUUUUUGUUUGGAGUGUUAUUUGCCAAAUGUUUUGCAUGCCUUGUGGCAAAUUCAGUAAGGCUCAACUACCUCGUACUUCAGAAUCGUGGCCCCGGAGGAUGCUUGGUCUUUCUGCUGGCUAUUGGACUUUUCAUGGUAGAGACGGUGAUAAAUGUGGAAUGGCUUCUCAUUACCAAUGUACGCCAAACUCAGCAAAAUACUGAUAAUCCAUGUAACAUUACUAACCAGGACUUUGUGACGGCAUUAGUCUACGUUAUGUUCCUGAUAGUGGCAUCAUUGGUGAUCCCUUGCUCAGUGCUCCGUGGACACUAUUUACAAUGGAGGCGUCAUGGAAAACAUAUUGUAUCUACUGCAUUGCUGUCUCUUCUUAUCUGGGUGGCCUGGAUUGUGAUGUAUCUGUAUGGCAAUGAGAAGUUAGGCCACAAAUCUUGGGAUGAUCCAGUUUUGGCCAUAGCUUUGGCAUCAAACGCUUGGGUGUUCCUCGUGUUCUAUGCCAUCCCGCAGCUUGUAGAGAUGACAAGGUCUGGAUACAAACAUGAAGGAGACAGACUGAACAUCCUGAAUCGACAUUCUGAUGAGUCUCCCUCUAUUGUAAUGGAAAACCGGGCAUUCUCUAUGGAUAACCUGAAUUUUGCUGAGCCAGACAGCUCUAGAAGAGAACAAAACAAGCCCGUUUCUCCAUACAGUAACUACACUGGACUCUAUCCCACUCUGCCAUUGCAUCCUGUGGACAUGGAUGCUGUGAAUCACAUACCUGUACAUCUACCACGGAUUUCAAUGGAGCCUUGGAGAUACCAUCUUUGAAUCUCUGACACAUUGACAGCGCAGCCCUCCAGCCUGACUAGAAGACCCUGAUAAAGUUCAGUUGGGCAGAGUUCAGAACAAGACAUAUAGGUGUGAAGAAUCUGAUCUAACCCUACGGGAAGCAGACAAAACAAAUUGUAUCUCAAGUCAUCCCAGCAAUUCUUCUUUUGCAGUGCUAUGAAUAUUUGAACAGGCUACAUUAUAAUUUAAUCAUUCUUGGUCUGAUUUACUAUGUUUUCCACUUGCCAGACAGCUCCCCGGAGCCUUAAUUAACUAACCUGUUAACAAUUCCGAAGGACAAAUGUUUGCUUGGAGUGCAACGAGUAGCAAACAUCUGCUCUUUAUUGGUCGGUAAUUCUGACACUUAGGUGUUUUGUAAAGGAAAAGUCAUACUAUGACUGUGUAUAUUCUUAUCAAACCAAAGAAAAUUUGUAUUAAAAUCUUACAUAGAAGAGA
Rana temporaria (common frog) is the source of this 1818-nucleotide messenger RNA. Its product is annotated as G-protein coupled receptor family C group 5 member C-like. Bases 175 to 1362 code for a protein of 395 amino acids. The transcript has 4 exons. Gene Ontology annotation, molecular function: protein kinase activator activity; G protein-coupled receptor activity. Gene Ontology annotation, cellular component: plasma membrane; intracellular membrane-bounded organelle; signaling receptor complex. Gene Ontology annotation, biological process: G protein-coupled receptor signaling pathway. NCBI's taxonomy places the organism in Eukaryota, Metazoa, Chordata, Amphibia, Anura, Ranidae. The record is from RefSeq and is a predicted model, not a curated record.